This is a messenger RNA of Impatiens glandulifera, 661 nucleotides long. RefSeq names its product protein DOWNSTREAM OF FLC-like. NCBI's taxonomy places the organism in Eukaryota, Viridiplantae, Streptophyta, Magnoliopsida, Ericales, Balsaminaceae. The record is from RefSeq and is a predicted model, not a curated record. Bases 9 to 506 code for a protein of 165 amino acids. The transcript has 2 exons.
AUUGCAAAAUGACAAUUACAACACUAAUAAUCAUGGUGAUAUUUUUUCUAAUAUGGCCACUGAAUUUCUUUGUCGUCCUGGCCAGGCCACUUGAAGAACCGCUAACGGUGGAGGGUCGGGUUUACUGCGACAUAUGUCGCGCUGGCUUCGAGACUCCCUUCACAACUAGAUACAUCGCAGGUGCGAGAGUGAGGAUAGAAUGCAGAGACAGGACCAGUCAAGAAAUUGUUUAUAGCAUCGGAGGAACAACUGAUUCGACCGGGACCUACAAGAUCGACAUUGAUGAAGAUCAUGAAGACCAAAUAUGUGAAGUGACACUUGUAAGCAGCCCGAGGAGGGAUUGUGCGGAAGCAGAUCCAGGGCGAGAUCGAACGCGUGUGAUUCUCACCCGUCACAAUGGGAUGGCUUCAACUAGACGUUUCGCCAAUGCAAUGGGAUUCCUUAGAUAUGAGUCAUUAGCCGGUUGUCGACGAGUCAUGAGUCAAUAUCUUGAGCUUCAAGAUUAAUCAAUUCUCUAUUAACCUUUCUAUUUUGCGAGUUCCCUAAUAUUUGCAAGUUUGAACAAGUUGAUGCUUGUUUGAUGUGGAAUGAAUUGAUUUGGAACAUUAUUAAAAACAUCAACCUAACCAAAUUAAUAAUAAAUUACUAAAUUGAGUCAUUC